AUGGGUGACCACGCUACUACCAACGCUCCCACCAACGCCUCUGAAUUCGAGAAGGGCAAGGGCAAAGCCACUGACCCCACCAAUGAGAUGAGCAUGGACGAGGAGAGCUCUGACGAGAGUGAGCCUGAAGUUGAACAGCAAGAUGAGGACGAAGACAUGGACAAUAACCUCGAGCCCAUCGACCAGAGCAACAUCAUUCAGGGUGGUCGUCGCACACGCGGAAAGGUGAUCAACUACGCCGAUCUCGCCGAGCAGAACAAGGCCGAGAUGGAUGACGACGAGGAGGAUGACGAGGAGUAUGAGGGUGCUGCUGAUGAUGACAAUGACCAUGAGAUGCGCGGUUAA
Penicillium malachiteum is the source of this 345-nucleotide messenger RNA. Its product is annotated as histone H2A.Z-specific chaperone CHZ1. NCBI's taxonomy places the organism in Eukaryota, Fungi, Ascomycota, Eurotiomycetes, Eurotiales, Aspergillaceae. The record is from RefSeq and is a predicted model, not a curated record. The transcript has 3 exons. The coding region runs from base 1 to 345 and encodes 114 amino acids.